This is a messenger RNA of Annulohypoxylon maeteangense, 3063 nucleotides long. RefSeq lists its product as uncharacterized. The record is from RefSeq and is a predicted model, not a curated record. Bases 1 to 2763 code for a protein of 920 amino acids. NCBI's taxonomy places the organism in Eukaryota, Fungi, Ascomycota, Sordariomycetes, Xylariales, Hypoxylaceae. The transcript is spliced from 6 exons.
AUGACCGUGGUUAAGGCAUCGUCUGACUGCGGCACGCCUCCUACGCUUUCAGUCGCGAUGCUGCCGCCAUCAUCUGGCCCACCUAUGAGGCACACUGUAGAGCACUAUUCUGACGAUGACGAUAACGAAUCAGUCGAUAGCAUAGAAUCUACAGAUCCUACCACUAUAUCGCAUGAAAGUGCGAAUCUCGAAGACCUUGUUCAUGUUCAGAACGAUGAGACACACCUAAUAAAAGAGUCUUCAGAAACAAUAGAGAGGUCAAUGAAUCGAGAGUCUGCCAAAGUUGCACCUUUAAAACUGGCCCAAAGCUCAUGUUCUGCGGCAUCGUCGGAACAAACUAGCCCUGAAAAUGUAAUAUUUAAUUUACCAGAGGAUUUAGAUGACAACGCCAAAAAUAUGUUAGAUGUUCGAGCGUCAUCUAAACCUGCUGGAACUACACGUGAUCUACAAGGGGCGAUAACAAAUACAAUGGAAGGUGACGAGGUUGCGAAUAUUAUUAGUGUUCCUAACCAAGCAACGACAUCUACUAGUAACGGCCUAUUUACUAGUAUCAAAAUGAAGGACGGUAAAGACGCCGACGCCAGCGAUCACGACGACGUCGAAUCACUUCCUGAUCCACAACUAUUCGUAAAGAGUAAGGUCGUAGAUGGAAAAGUUGCUCCAGGACCAAGAUUCAAGAGCAAAUUGCCUUUGGCGGUGCGACUACAUAAGGAUCCUCCGUAUCCGCCCCCAUCGUUCCCAUUACCAGCGACUCCUCCCGAAGAGCCGAGACGACCCAGAACGCGAGAGCGCACCCAGCCAUCGGGGGCUAAGGCCUACCGCCCAUUCCCACCUGAGCAUAGGAUUACCAGGCUCCCCAUAAUUAAAGCGUCUCCUCAAUCGAAUGAGGAAUCAACUGCCAAGAAACAGCCAUCGGAUGAAAUAUCUCUCCCGAAGGCAAACGUGGAAUCAUCCCAAGUCUCAUUCCCCACAUUUGGCAACUCCUCUUGGGGCUCAUCAUCACAAUACAGUAGCUCCCUCGAGUACAAGGACCCUAACCAACCAAUUCAAACUUCUGGAGUCGGACCCAAAGUUCCUACAGUUGUCAUCUCGAACAUCACAGCUACCGAGAGCGAGGCAGAUCUCAUUCAACAGCCCGAGAUGCCUACUGAUACCGGUUCUCCAAUUUUCUAUGGUCGCCGGAGAGGAAGAAAUGCGCCUCCGCCGAAGAGCAACACUGCACAAGAUCAUCCCGAUAUUCUGCAGCAGGUGAACAGUAGUGCCACAAGCAGCUAUGGUACCUCCGGUGAUGGUCAGACCACCUCAUUCACCCUGCCGCCAAUACCACGCUUAACUCCUUUCACAGCUUCGAAGCCCCCACGAGAAGUAGUCGACGCUACUGCAGAGCUUCGAAAACUAGCUAGCGACCCAUUACCCUCCGAUCAUGAACACCCCAAAGCACAGCGUCAAACAGGGCAACAAAUUCCUAGAAGCCAUCAUCCAAUGGGCAAUCUUGCUAGGCCUCAUGUUGGAUCAUACGAAGACACAGUAAUCUGCCACUCUCAAGUUCCGGCACCUAGCCGAGGUACCGACCGUAUCCACCCUUCCUCUGUCGUUGCCGCCAGCACCCCGAGCAGGCUCUUGACUCACGAAUUCAUCCGAAGCUUAAUCCAUACUGAGUUAACCGAUUUUCAGAAUGAUCUACGCACGAAGAGUGUUAGCCGACCUGGCGCUUUGGCGGAUGACGCCGAAAUUCAGGCGCAGAACGCUGCUGCUGAAGGAAGAAUUUUCGUUGCUGUUGUUGAUGCUAUCGCUCGGGAGGAUCGACUCGACCAAUUUGGCGGUAGCUUAGGCGAAGACCCAUUCUACGACACUGGUAGUAAUGAAGGUCUUAAUUACAUGCAUGGCCCUCAAACUCACGGAGUUGGUCGCGGACUUAAUCAUGGACACAUGACAGGUUUCCCUUAUACUGGCGUUUUUUCUCCGACAGAGGGUUACAACCACUCGGCAUCCACACACCACCCGUUUCCUAUCAUGCAACAACCGCCUGGCUUCCCAUCAUACCUCGUCCCGCCACCGACCCCAGCAACCAACGCACCACCCCCGACACAUCCCCAACCCCAGCAAUCUCCUCCGCGCCCCCAACCUGCCCAGCCGACUGCCCCUCCCCGAGCCGCACGCUCCUUAAAGCCGCCGCACCAACCCGAAGCCCCCCUCUGGGGCCCCAGCAGCGAAACCAUCGUGCGCCCCGCCCCCGGCCCCUUCCUAUACGCAGGCGCGGACCCAGAGGAACUCAAGCGCAAAGACGAAGAAAAGCGGCAAAAGCGACGCGAGCGAGAGCGCGACCGCGCGCAGAAAAAGGAGGAAAAGAACAAACAGAAGGCCAACGAGGAAGCGCUGAAAGAACUACGCAAGAGCCAGAGCCGCGACUCGGCUUCGCUGCACGGGAGUGCGGGCGGGACGUGGGGGAGUGGGGGGAGUGAGGGUGGGGGAAGCGUGGGUGGGGGCGGGAGCGCGAGUGUGAGUGGCAGUGUGAGUGCGAGUUUGAAGCCGAAGAGCAGUUUUGGCGGCUCGUUGCGUCGCGCGUUUAAUGUGCUCAAGAAACCGGUUGUGAGUGCGCCGGGUCCGGCGCUGGUUGAGGAGGAGGGAGAAGAGGUGGGCGAGGGCGUUAGGGAGAGUGUGGAGAGGGGCAGGACCCGGGAGCGUGGACGUGGACAUGGUCAUCCUGGUCAUGGUCAACAGCAUCCUGGUUCUGCCCCGGGCUCGAGCCACGGUCACGCUUAGGGCUUCGGUCUUGAUUGUGACUAGGAUGAUCGCGCUCGGGAGGUAGGCUAGGUUAUGCUCUUUCGGUUUCGGGGGUUAGGUGGACGGGCCUUAUCAUUUGCAUUGCUUUCUGGAUGUGCUUUUCGCUACUGGCCAAAAACGGGUGCGAUGGUCUGCUUCUGGUUUUGACAGAGGCGGCAGGCAGGGAUCCGAGAUGGACGUCCUAGGCUCUUCUGAUUUUACUGCUCGUACGGACAAGUUUAAUGCGAGUUUGAUAGUCAAUCCAUAGCUUCAGAAUUCAGGGCUUCGAUGAGCUAACUA